GGCGAAAGGGAAUCUACUGAAUUCGGUAAUAUCAGUCCGAUAUCAUUACGUUAAGUAAAUUAGUGUAUCAUUAUGUGGCUGUUCCUCGUUCUCUUGGCGCCAGCCUUAGGCCUCCAUCUGAACAAGGAGCCUCCGCCGCCGACGCCCCUCCACCGGUCCAACGUCGAGACGCGCUGGCUGGAUGUCAGGGUCAACCACUUUGAUGCCACCAACACUGACACCUUCCCCAUGCGUUUCUUCUACAACAGCAGACAAACUUCUGAGCGCAACAUCGUAAUCUUCGUGGGAGGCGAGUGGGAGAUCACGGAGGGAUGGGUGACCGACGGCCUGGCGUACGACAUCGCAGGGUUCACUGGUGCAGGCCUGUUCUACACCGAGCACAGAUACUACGGCCUGACCAGACCUACCAAUGGUACUUCAGUUUCGGAGCUGCGGUUCCUGACGGUAGACCAGGCCCUGGCUGACCUGGCCCAGUUCAUCACCUACGUAAAGAGCAACGACUUCGAAGACGGCCGCUAUAGAAACGCCAAGGUCCUCCUGGUGGGCUGCUCGUACGCGGGCAGCAUGGCCACCUGGAUGAGGGUUCAGUAUCCACACCUGGUCGACGGCGCCUUCUCCGACAGCGGCCCGCUGCAUGCGCAGCACGACUUCCCUGAAUACCUGACGGUGGUGGGGCAAGCCAUCGCGUCGCAGGGCGGCAGCGCGUGCUAUAACAGCGUGGCGCAGGCUACCGCCGCCGUGGCGCAGCUCCUUACCUCCACGGCAGGCCGGGCUCAGGUCUCGCAGGCUUUCAACACCUGCACGCCGCUUACGGCGUCGGCGCUGGACCUGGCCACGUUCAGCUGGUCGGGGUUGACUUUGACUUUGGGGCUCGUGUACGCGUUCGCGGCGCUCGCGCAGUACGCCGCGCCCGGGGACAUACAGGAGGCGUGCACGCAGCUCACCAGCCCUGACAUCUCGGACCCCGUGGAGCGCCUAGCACAAUGGACUCUCCAGCAGUUCCCGGGCGAAUCCUGCAUCGAGACCAGAUUCUCCGAGCUCAUACAGAUCUACUCCAACACCAGUUUCGACUCACCGAUCGCUACUGGCCGGGCGUGGCUCUACCAGACCUGUGUGGAGUACGGCUGGUACCAGUCCACCGCCGGCGAGUCGCAGCCCUUCGGUUCUGGCGUGCCUGUAGAGUACUUCCAACAGAUGUGCACCGACUUCUUCUCCUCCUUCUUUGACGCCAACCGCACGCAGUACGGCAUCAGUCGUACCAACCUAUUCUUCGGGGGCCUGACGCAGCUGCCCGACCGCGUCAUCACUGUACAGGGGCAGUUCGACCCGUGGCAUCCCAUGGGCCCAGGAGCGGAGCACGCCCGUCCCACCGCCCCUGUACACUUUGUGCCGGAAAUAUCGCACUGUAGGAUUAUUUAUUCCCUAAACAACAGCGAGACGGAGUCAGUCCGCGAGGUGAAGCUGCACGUCAUCAACUUCAUGAACGAAAUCGUGCACGGCGUGAUGGACGCCGGCGCCGAGCGAGCCGCCCUGUCGCUGGUACUGUUGCUAGGAGUGGCUCUCAGCUUGCUGUAGAUAGUGUAUUAUAGGUAAAGCCCGGUCCGUGAGCACGUAGAAUUUUGUCCACUGACCCCUAGCUACCCAUCCUUAUCGCUCGCGCGUAAUUAUAUCGCU
Molecule: messenger RNA, 1674 nt
Organism: Ostrinia furnacalis (Asian corn borer)
Lineage: Eukaryota; Metazoa; Arthropoda; Insecta; Lepidoptera; Crambidae
Product: putative serine protease K12H4.7
Exons: 12
Coding region: 73-1575 (500 amino acids)
Biological process (GO): proteolysis
Molecular function (GO): serine-type exopeptidase activity; dipeptidyl-peptidase activity
Source: RefSeq, a predicted model, not a curated record